Molecule: messenger RNA, 2874 nt
Organism: Morchella importuna
Lineage: Eukaryota; Fungi; Ascomycota; Pezizomycetes; Pezizales; Morchellaceae
Exons: 2
Coding region: 1-2874 (957 amino acids)
Source: RefSeq, a predicted model, not a curated record
AUGCCCCCUAUUCGCCAGGCCGCACAUCCCCCCGCCGGAGUUAAUGCCUUAGCCAAUACGAAGACCGCCCAAGAGGUUCGUCAAGCAGCUGAAAGGGCCGCUGCGUUCCUCGCCCAGAGGGACCUCCAUAGCCAACCCGCAUCUAGUGUAAACGCGGGAAAUAGUGCUGAUACGAAUACCUCCUUUGAGUUUGCUUCAAUAUCUGAAUACGAGGCAAGCUUCUCUGCGCGUGUAAUCGACGAGAUGGUUGAGCGUGGACAGAUUGGUCCGGAAUGGAGGGAGCUCGCUCGGACUCGAGCUAUCCAAAAUGUCUUAAACAGGGGUCCUCUGGCCGAGGCUAGAUCAUCUCUUCUCAGCACAUUGGCGAAUAGUACGAGUGGUAAUGUAGGGUCACUUGGGCAUUUGGACAGGCCGAGGCUUCCAGCGGAAUCAGAGAUUCCUCCUCGCUCGCGACUAGUUCGUGGACGAGCGCGCAGAGCAGCUUUACCGCGUGGUGGAAGGCAUGCUAACCCCCCUCGUGCGUUGCCUGUUCAAGGGCCUAAAUUAGAACCCUUCGAUCUUGAAAAAAGCCGUGAAGGGUUAGCCAGAUGUCUUGGAGCGUACAUGGACAAGGUCAUGCCUGGCGUCAAUCCCUCUUCUCUGUCAGCUGAUGACACAGCAAAACUGAUAAACGAUAUGGAGCAAAUGAUUAUCGAAGGUACUGGAUCGAUAAAUGGCCUGAGUGCAUAUAUGAACACACCUGGAGGUUCUUCAGGUAUCCCUGGCAACAGCGGGCAAGACGAGAUCAGGGGUGAUGAACUUCCACCACUUGGGUGGAAAAUGUCCAAGGAGCGAUAUAUUUGGCUGGUUACCUAUAUGAAACGCUACAUGCCCCUUGACACUCCAUCAACCAUUAGUGAAGAUGAAAGGGCAGAGCACAUGCUCCUUUAUGACCAAGCCAUGCCUAAGGACAGCCUCAACGUUGACGUACCUAAAGUGAAACAAGGGAAGAGCAUUGCUCACAAACCCAAAGAUAAUACAACACACAGUAUUUCGGAGGAUGUGAAUAGGUCAGACACAAAAACUCACUCGGCUGAUCCCAUUUCUGCCGUCCACAAGCACCUACCAUAUCCUCCAACACCAUAUACGGAGGAAGACCUGAGCCGACUGGCUAGGGUGUCUUACGAAAUUGCCAUGAAGAAAGUCCGCGAGGCAGGCGGAUCGCAGCGUGCUAUUAACCAUGGAGAUGAGGGCCAGGAUGAGUGCGAUACUGAUCACCACCAUUGCUUGAUUUCUGAAACUUUGCACCAAGUGUUGCUUGAACAGGUCACAGGUUUUAUAGGGGAUAGUCAGGUAGACACCCAGAACACAGACCUUCUCAAACAGGAAAGUUCAACCCCUACCAAACCUGAUCUCACUUCCCCCGGACCUCGUACAGCUCGCGAAGCAGUUACCCGUCCCAGAGGUGGGCGAGGCAGAGGCCGGGUUACAGGAAAUGAAAACCACCAAGGCCAAACUAAACGAGCAGUCAACUCAAAUCAUCACAUUGUACCUACGUCGAAAAUGGCUCCCGACGCUUCCACCAUGACUGAAGACAAACGUGAAACACUUGCUUCCUAUAUGGAGAGAACAAAGUCCAUGAGAAAUUCCUCUGUCCCACGUGGAAAGAAAAGUGGAAAAUCCCGCCAGAUUGAGGAUGAGAUUAGAGCGGCAGUGGCUGAUGAGCUCCCGGUUUGCACCAAUCCUCAUUGCCAAUGUAACCAAUCUUUGCCUCUCGAGGGCUCUGUCAGCGAAGCGGGUAGUGGAUCGGGGCCGAAGCUUUUUGAGCCGCCUACCUCAUCCAACGGUGCCAAUUAUGGUAGUGACAGUGAGGCGUCUAGCCCCGCACCCUUCAGGGAAACCUUCGAAAAAGCCCUUUUGGCUACCUCCGCAUUUUCCGAGCGUGUCAAAGUCACUCCACGCAGUGAACGCCAAACCACCCACAUGUCUGGUGUCGACGAGUUGCUUGCUAAAGCCCAAAUGUUGGAGCACGAUCAGUGCCCUCUGGAAGCCGAGAAAUCGGGUUACGAUAGGCCGGCUGCCGGUGGCCAUCCGCCGGGAGGACCAGACACGCCUCUCGAUAACCAGGCUGCCGAGCCUGAUGAAACUUUGACCGAAGCCAGAAAGGCAGAGUUGGAUUUGUUGGUCAAGCAAUAUCUCAACUGCACAUUGGAGCCUGGACGUAUCGGCGACGUGGUUGGAUGUCACUAUCGUCAAAGCACCAUCUCGUCAUCCCUCAAGGAGCGCGACCGCUUAUUCCACGCCAUGGAUGAGUUGAACGCACCGCCGCCGAAACCAGCAUGCACUCAUAAGACUCGCCCCAAGCGCGAGAAGGUUAGUGCUUGUGGUGCAACAAACAGCGAAAUUUACUCCGGCUUCCGAGCCGUCGUCGCUGAACAAUUUAAGGCUCCUUCUAAGACCUCGGAGGAUGGACCUGGUCUCAACCUCCCGGCCUUCCUGCUGCCUGGUCUUUACGACUAUGUCAUGAGUCAGAAGAACGAUGGUGCCCCCGCUCCGAAGCCUCGCCGCCGCCGUGUCAGGUACAAGACCGUUGUAGCGCCCAUCCCUGCCGACCUCAAGAGGGAGAUUAACCACUGGGAGACAGAGUUCAAGGAGUUGGGGAUCCCGGAGGAAAACUACAUGAAGUGGAUGACCGGGAGGUACAACUCUUACUGCAAAGGCCUCGCCAAGCUUCAGCAGCUGGUUACCGACAUGAAACAGGGUCCCUCUAGCCCUGAAAUCAACCAUAUCCUCCAUGCUGCUCAGGGUGCGACUGGGGUGGCGGCCGACACUUACCUGUUGAAGUCUGAUGCGGAACCCUCUUCUUCUACUAAAACUCCAACCCGUAAGAAGUAA